This is a messenger RNA of Aricia agestis (brown argus), 2187 nucleotides long. Its product is annotated as protein henna-like. Lineage: Eukaryota; Metazoa; Arthropoda; Insecta; Lepidoptera; Lycaenidae. Bases 70 to 1434 code for a protein of 454 amino acids. The transcript has 6 exons. The record is from RefSeq and is a predicted model, not a curated record. Gene Ontology annotation, molecular function: phenylalanine 4-monooxygenase activity; iron ion binding. Gene Ontology annotation, biological process: L-phenylalanine catabolic process; L-tyrosine biosynthetic process.
AAUACGUCGUUUCUGUCGUCGAAGCUACGCGCAAGUGUUGGCACCACCUUUUGCAAGUCGGCCAAGAAAAUGGAUUCACAAGUAAAUGAAGAGCAGCUUUCGAGUUCGCCACCUGAUAAGCCUAAACUCAAGGAGGGGAAUUAUAUAGCUGAAGGCAGGGACUCCAACAGAACAACUUGGCUACUGUUCUCCCCAGCUACCCGGGAUGAAGCUGGUUCCCUCGCAAAGUUCUUGAGCGUCUUCUCCUCUUAUGGAGUCAAUCUCCGCCACAUCGAGUCUAGGUCUUCUGCUAGACGCCCAGGCUACGAGUUCAUGGUGGAAUGUGAGCACGGCUCCGGAGAUUUUGCGGCCGCUGUCGCGAAGCUGCAGAACAGCACUGGAUACCUGAACAUCAUUUCGAGGAAUUACAAGGACAACCGAUCUGUUGUGCCCUGGUUCCCAAGACGUAUCAGGGAUUUGGACAGGUUCGCUAACCAGAUCCUCUCAUAUGGCGCUGAGCUUGACUCAGACCACCCUGGCUUCACCGACCCAGAGUAUCGUGCAAGAAGGAAGUACUUUGCCGACAUCGCCUACAACUACAAACAUGGUCAGGCGUUACCCCAUGUGGACUACACUAAAGAGGAAAUAGCAACCUGGGGCCAAGUAUUCAGGAAACUAGUAGAAUUGUACCCAACCCACGCCUGUAAGGAACAUAACCACGUGUUCCCACUUCUGAUCGAAAACUGUGGGUAUAGGGAAGAUAAUAUACCACAGCUCGAAGACGUCUCCAAUUUCUUGAAAGAUUGUACCGGUUUCACGCUCCGACCAGUGGCCGGUCUGCUCUCCUCCAGAGACUUCCUGGCUGGCCUAGCAUUCAGGGUAUUCCACAGCACCCAGUACAUCAGGCAUCACUCCAGGCCUCUCUACACACCGGAGCCCGAUGUUUGCCACGAGCUACUUGGUCAUGCACCUCUCUUCGCAGAUCCGGCGUUCGCGCAGUUUUCACAGGAAAUUGGACUCGCGUCUUUGGGAGCUCCUGAUGAUUAUAUCGAGAAAUUGGCAACUUGUUUCUGGUUCACUGUUGAGUUUGGGUUGUGUCGUCAAGAUGGCCAGCUAAAGGCAUACGGCGCUGGUCUUCUCUCAUCGUUCGGUGAACUUCAGUACUGCCUCACCGACAAGCCACAACUUAAGGAAUUUGAGCCUGAGGUUACUGGACAACAGAAAUAUCCUAUAACAGACUACCAGCCUAUUUACUUCGUCGCUAACAGCUUCGAAAACGCAAAAGAGAAGAUGAUAAAAUUUGCUCAAACAAUCCCUCGUGAUUUUGGUGUCCGGUAUAACCCUUACACACAAAGUAUUGAUUUUUUGGACUCUACAAAGCAGAUGAAGGACCUUCUGCGGCAGGUACAUCAGGAGAUGGACCUCCUUCUGACCACCAUGGAGAAACUAACAUAGUAUUUUACCUUUAUUCUUAAAGCAUUAUUAAUAAAGUUAGUAUACUCAAUAUUUUAAUUGUCAAAGAUGGUAGGGCAGGUUUAAUAUUUUUAUUAGUAUGGGCCUUUCGAUUAAAUACCAUUAUUAAUAAGGCAUGGUGCAUUUCUACUACAAGUUAAGUUAUGCUAGCUUGGACCAAGCCAGGAAGCUAAGGUCUAAAAUAAGGAGGCUUGUUAAAAAAUAAUACAAUUAAUGUUGACAUUAAUUAAUAUCCUACCAAAAACAUAAAUGUACACAGGAGAGUCAAGUUCGAUGCAAGAAGAAUUGAGAUCUAAAUGAGUGUCAAAUUUUAUGCAAAAUCGAAGUGUAUAUUUUAUAGGAAUAAAAUAACAUUAUGAAUAAGUAUUAAGCUAUUUUUUUGCUUUAUUGAACACCUAUAACAUUUGUUAUUAUCUAUAUAUAUUAUGAUCUUAAAGUAUGUUAGAUUUAAUAGUACUUGUCAGGCAAUCAAGUUAUCAGCCUGGAUUGUCCUAACCAAACUUUGAAAUAACACUUUUCAACAUGGGAUUAAGAUACAAUAAGAUUUUGUGAAAAUUGUAAAGUAUGAAAGAGUAAUUUAGUGUAUUUAAAAUAUGUUUGUGUAUUUUUUGUUGUCAAUGUUAUUAUUAAUUUUAAGUUAAGAUAGUUGUAGUUACUGUAAUAAUUGGUGUAAGCCGUUUUAAUUAACUGUAAUAAAUAAAUACCUAAAUAAAUGAAUAAUUAAAUAAAUGAGAA